Diachasma alloeum is the source of this 321-nucleotide messenger RNA. RefSeq names its product cuticle protein 38-like. NCBI's taxonomy places the organism in Eukaryota, Metazoa, Arthropoda, Insecta, Hymenoptera, Braconidae. The coding region runs from base 1 to 321 and encodes 106 amino acids. The transcript has a single exon. The record is from RefSeq and is a predicted model, not a curated record.
AUGUACAAGUUGGUCGUUCUGUUCGCUCUGGUUGCCUGCUCCAUGGCAGCUCCAGCACCGAAACCCGGUUACGUCGCUGCUGCACCACUUGUGGCGUCUCCAGCUGUGGCCGUUGCCCAUCACGUUCCUGUUGCCACCAGCUACGCCAACACCUACAAGGUCUCCUACAACAGCCCGCUUGUCGCCUCGUCCUACGUCGCUGCACCUGCUGUGGCCUAUGCAGCACCCGCUGUCCACGCUCCAGUCGUUGCUGCUCAUCAUGCGUACGCUCCAGCACUCGCCUACGCAGCCCACCCAGCACCAUUUGUUGCCCACUACUGA